Molecule: messenger RNA, 335 nt
Organism: Mytilinidion resinicola
Lineage: Eukaryota; Fungi; Ascomycota; Dothideomycetes; Mytilinidiales; Mytilinidiaceae
Exons: 1
Coding region: 93-290 (65 amino acids)
Source: RefSeq, a predicted model, not a curated record
GCGAUCAACCGACUGCUUCAUUUCAACUUUUACCAGAGGGACCUAGUCCCUCCACAGCGACCAAUCGACCCUACACUCAUUCGGGCCGAUUGAUGAAAAGUCAGCGCAUCUUCCACGCCAACCUGUGCAGCAUAUGCGCAUGCUCAGGCUUGGAAGUGCCGUCAAACAACACCCACCCACAUUCUUUACUUGACCAAUCAUUUGCAUUACUCUUUAGAGGCAUGGAAGAUUGGAGUUCGUGCGAGGAGGACGGCAUGGGAAUUUGGACGGAGGAAAAGCAUGGAGGAUAGUGGAUUGAGACAUUGAUGGUAUACGGCCGAGAGAGGCCCUUGGGG